AUUCUACUUCUACUUCUAUUUCUAUUUCGACUUCUACUGCUACUUUUGCUUCUAUUCCUAUUUCUGCUUUCAUCUCUCCUUCUACUACGACUUCUCUUCUACUUCUUUUCUAUUUUUUCAACCGAGAAUUGUCCACGAAUAAAGACCUCUCAAUACCACUCACAUCUACAAGUCAAGAAGAAAGACCAAGAUGGACCUCAGAAACCUUGACCGCCACCUACCCUUCGGAACCUCACCCUCCUCCCCAUCAACAGCUCUAAAUCUCGCAUUCACCACUUUCCUCCUCUCAAACAUCUUAGCUUGGUUCUUUAUGAUAAUCAUCCAAUAUAUCCUCUUUAAAGCUCUAUAUCAACAUAGACAGCAGAAUCCACCUCAGAAUCAGCAUCAGCACUCGUAUCACAAAUCCCCCAAUCGAACUUAUACAUCUACAUCCUCACAACCAUACAUCCGGGGUCCUUCUACUGGAGAGACCUAUUUAUUUAUAGGGGGACUAUGGAUGAUAUAUGGAUUUGUUGACGCGAUUCUCACAUUCUUUUUGGAUACUGUUAUCUAUAUUAUCACGAGUCGAGAAACCGGAUUAGCAUAUACAAACCAAAGGAAUAAAGUAUACAACAUGCGGUACUGGGCUGGAGGAGUAGAAAACGGAAUGUUGGGGUAUGGAAGAUUAUUUGUGCUAGAGGUGAUAACUACUUGGUUCUUAUCUCAGAUUUUCAUCUUGGUUUCUGAUGUGUUGAUUCCGUUGUAUCAGGAGCUACAAAGGGAUCAUAGGAUUGUAGUUGCGAGGAUGCAGAGUCGUGUGUGGGAAUUGGAACAAUUUGUUCGGAUGAUGGAUUGGAAGAGUGAUUGUGAUUCGGAGUUUAUGUUGAGGGAUAAAGAGGAGGAGAGAAAGGGAAGUGGAAGUGGAGACGAAGGCGGAAAUGGAAAUCAAGAACAAAUAAUCGAGUUAUCUCGUCAGAGAAGCGAGAGUUUGGAAAAUGGUGAUAAUGAGAGGAAAUUAGAUUGGAGGUUAGUGAUUGAUGAGGAUGCGUUGAAUGAGAUGAAGGAAAUGCUGGGGCCUCCGGGUGGUUUCGGGGAGUUGGGGUUUAGUGUUGCGAGGGAUAGGGUUUGUCUGGGGGCUGUUAGUAGGGGGUCGAGUUUUAUGGUUACGUUUGGGUUGGAGGGAUGUGAGGAUCAGAUGAGGGAGGGAGGUGGAAGGGAUAGGAAGGAUAGUAGGGAUGGGAGGGGGAUAAGAGAUGGAAGAAGAGGGGUUGAUAUCCCUCGAAAAUCUGUAUCGCGAGGCGAAAAAGACGUGCGAAGUUAUACCCAAAGAAAGAAUCAAACUUGAUCUUUAGAAUUAUUUAUUAUGUUAGAUUUCCUUUGUUCGAGAAAUGAAUAUAAAAUUAUAAUUAUAUCAUAUCUAUAUUUGAAUUUGAAUUUAAAAGAUUUUCUUAUAUUAUAUAAUAAGUGAACUUUAAAACUAAUUAAAAAUAU
Sclerotinia trifoliorum is the source of this 1470-nucleotide messenger RNA. The record is from the annotation of a GenBank genome assembly. Lineage: Eukaryota; Fungi; Ascomycota; Leotiomycetes; Helotiales; Sclerotiniaceae.